Molecule: messenger RNA, 1599 nt
Organism: Anolis sagrei ordinatus
Lineage: Eukaryota; Metazoa; Chordata; Lepidosauria; Squamata; Anolidae
Product: claudin-8-like
Biological process (GO): bicellular tight junction assembly; cell adhesion
Cellular component (GO): bicellular tight junction; plasma membrane
Molecular function (GO): structural molecule activity
Source: RefSeq, a predicted model, not a curated record
UUUGUUGCUGCAUACCCUGUUAUGUCAAAGAUUUCAUUGGUUUUGAAAGUUGUUAAACCUGAUGGAUAACUUUAUCCUUUUCAGUCAACGGGGCCAGAGGACACUCAAGACAGUGAAAGAAUAGCCAAGAGCUAGCUGGUGUGUAUCCGAUUCAAACUGGUUUGCAUUUGCAGAGUUGUGCACGUAACCACAGGACUGUGAUAUGGUUAGGAGACGUGACUGUUUAGCAGAUAAGCCGAGUCCACCAAAGCAAAGCAAGAUCCAUCUAAGCACCUGGUUUUGAAGAGCUCUGGUUCAGACCGUUUUUGUCAAAAGGACGAGAUGGCUGCUUCUGCUCUACAGGUUGCUGGACUAGUCCUUGGAAGCAUUGGCUCAAUUGGGACUUUUGCCAUCACUGGCAUGCCUCAGUGGCGCGUGACUGCUUUCAUUGAAAACAAUGUUGUAGUGUUUGAAACCUUCUGGGAAGGCCUUUGGAUGAACUGCCUAAGGCAAGCCUCCUUCAGGAUGCAAUGCAAGAUCUAUGACUCCCUCUUGGAUCUACCUCCUGAUCUUCAAGCUUCCAGGGGUCUCAUGUGUUCAGCUUCAGCUCUGGCUUUCCUUGCUUUUGCAGUGACCAUCCUUGGCAUGAAGUGCACACAGUGCACAGGUAAUGAUGAUCGUAUCAAAGGAUAUAUACUGCUGGCAGGUGGCAUCACGUUCAUCCUGACUGGCAUCAUUGUGCUCAUCCCUGUGUGCUUUGUUGCCCAUAACGUCAUCCGGGAUUUCUACAAUCCAGUCGUCACCUUGGCCGAGAAACGAGAGCUUGGAGAAGCCCUUUACAUAGGCUGGGUCUCUGCCUUCUGCCUUGUUGUUGGAGGGGCCAUUCUUUGCAGUUUCUGCCGUUGCACCGAAAAAACCAGGAGCUAUCGGUAUUCUGUACCUUCGCAACGUACUGCCUACCACAGUCAGAGGAGAGCUGAGAGUGCAUAUUCUAAAAGUCAGUAUGUUUAGCUGUCUCUUCAUCCAUCCAUCUUUCUGAGAUGUGGUAGCUUGAAAAUUCAGGACAACACAUUGGAUGAUAUCCAUGGGGGUCUUUGCCAGGACAACACGUUGGAUUAUAUCCAUUGGAUUAACUGAAUUCUUCAGACCAAGCAGUCUGUACAGUUACAGACAGUGUCUUCAGAUGUUUCAAUGCAUGGAUGACAAAUUGCAGUUGAAUCUUAUGUCAAUUUAGGUAUUGUUUUUUCAAUCAGUAUCUAUUAAGAAAUGUACACGUGAUUGCAAUAAUUUGAUGUAUUUGGGAAGGAGGAAGAGGAUGUUGUAACUUAAAGUUUAGGAAGUCCACUAUAUUUUGCAUACUGCUUUAGUAUAUAAAGUAUAGCAUGAGAUCAUAAAAAUGGUGAAAGGGGGAAAGCUGAAGAGAAAACUUGUCUACAGAAUGUACUAAUAACUUUAUUAUGGUCACAAAGCAGGUCUUUAUUGUUAGAAGUACAAAAUGAACAGGUACGGAUUACAAAACCAGGAAAUUUGGAGCAUAUGACAGAAAUGUAGGUGUCUUCCAUAAGGAUCCUUCUCUAAAUUUAUUCUCAAACCUACUUUAAAUCUUCAGUUGAUUUUUUU